AUGACUGAGUCAAAACCCAAAUUAUGCUUUUCAUUCAGUCAGCGUAAAAAGCAGCCAAUUUUGAACCCUGCACUUAAAAGUACUGAUGAAAAAAACGAAUCAAAAGCAUGUAAAAAGGAGUUUAUCACUUCCAUUGAAGACAAUAUAAUUUGCUCUACUACUCCAAAAGAAGAGGACAUUGUCAUACCCUUAAAACGUAGUAAAAAUAACUUUAGGGAUCGAGUGCAGAAAAAGUUUGUCACAGCUGAUCCAUCUGAUGCUCUCACAUUGCAAGCAUUGAGGGAAUUAAGAGAGGAAAGCGAAGCAUUUAAAAGCAAAAAUCAAGAUGGUCGUGUAGACUACGACAUCAAAAUACCUAUAGGCAGUCCAGAAGCUACUGAAGAGGCAGAUGAGGCGGACUAUGACUCCGUUCCUAUAGAAAAGUUCGGUGUGGCACUGCUUGCAGGUAUGGGUUUCGAUCCAAAAUCACUCGAUAGUUCUAAAAAAGAUGUCUUGUUACCACAACGACCAAAAGGUCUCGGACUCGGUGCAGACCCAACUGCAGUUCAGAAUGCAAAACAAGAUGUACUGACAUCAAAAACAGAAGAGCUGACCUGGACACCGGGUGCACGUUGCCAGAUUAUAUUCGGGAAGAACAAAGGGCUGUACGGCACACUUGAAGGUGUAGAUGGAGAUACUGGCAGAGUAGUUGUGAGGCUAAAGAUUUCAAAGGAAGUAAUCGAUGUACUUCAACAUACUGUCCGCUUGGUCUCAAGUAAAGAAUACGCUGUAUAUUCAAACUGUAUAAAUCAAAGUGAAGUUGAUGAAUAUAAAGCACGUGAAGCUGAACAGCUUUCAAAAAAGUUAGAUCGUGAUGUAGAUUUUAAUUCAUCAAAAGUACAGUCGAACGGAAAGCAUCACCAGUCACAUCAUGAUUCACGUUCUAGAACAUUCAAGAAUAUGGAUGAAGAUAAACCAUUAAAAUGUGAACCAAGGAAACCACCCGGUAGCACAGAUUGGCUAAGACCGAAGCUAAUUGUUCGAUGCUUAGAUCGAAACUAUUGCAGCGGUAAAUAUAAUGGGGAAAAGGUAACUGUUGUCACUGUGAAUUCUAAUCGAUGCAGCUGUAAAACUGAAUCUGGUCAAAUCAUUGAAGGUCUGUCAACAAAAUAUUUACAGACCUUUAUACCAUAUGAAAUGAAUUCAGUUCUAAUGAUUGUUAACGGUGAGAGAAGUGGUCAGCUUGCACGUUUAAUCAAGCGGGACAGUCAAAAUCAAAUGGUAGAUGUCAAAACUCGUGCUGGAAUCCUUCUACGUUAUCACUUCGAUAGUAUAUGUGCAAUUAAUGAUCCAUUCGAUAACUAG
This is a messenger RNA of Trichobilharzia regenti, 1344 nucleotides long. NCBI's taxonomy places the organism in Eukaryota, Metazoa, Platyhelminthes, Trematoda, Strigeidida, Schistosomatidae. The record is from the annotation of a GenBank genome assembly.